Molecule: messenger RNA, 573 nt
Organism: Plasmodium adleri (nom. inval.)
Lineage: Eukaryota; Apicomplexa; Aconoidasida; Haemosporida; Plasmodiidae
Product: 60S ribosomal protein L6, putative
Exons: 2
Coding region: 1-573 (190 amino acids)
Biological process (GO): cytoplasmic translation
Cellular component (GO): ribosome; cytosolic large ribosomal subunit
Molecular function (GO): rRNA binding; structural constituent of ribosome
Source: RefSeq, a predicted model, not a curated record
AUGAAAACCAUAGUAUCAACACAAAAAGUAUUAAUUCCUGAAGGAGUCAAGGUAGCCAUAAAUUCAAGAAAGGUGACCGUAUCUGGUAAGUACGGAACGUUAAGAAGGAGCUUCAGGCAUUUACCAAUAGAUAUUAGAUUAAACAAAUUAAAGAAAUAUAUUAAGAUAGUUAUGUGGUUUGGUGUUCCUGAUAGUUUAGCUUGUAUUCGUACUGUUUGUACACAUUUAAAGAAUAUGUUUACAGGAGUUACUAAAAAGUUUUUAUAUAAAAUGAGAUUAGUACAUGCUCACUUUCCUAUUAAUUCUAAUAUUGUAGAUAAUAAUACAAGAAUCGAAAUUAGAAACUAUUUAGGAGAAAAAAGUGUUAGAUUUGUUAAAGCUUUACCAGGAGUUGUAAUUGAAAAAUCACCAAGUGUAAAAGAUGAAAUUUAUGUUAGUGGUGCUGAUAUUGAAAAUGUAUCCUUAACAGCUGCAUUAAUACAUCAAUCUGUUUUGUGUAGAAAUAAAGAUAUAAGAAAAUUUCUUGAUGGUAUCUAUGUAUCAGAAGUUACAACAGUAGAGAAAGACGAAUAA